Caenorhabditis briggsae is the source of this 132-nucleotide messenger RNA. NCBI's taxonomy places the organism in Eukaryota, Metazoa, Nematoda, Chromadorea, Rhabditida, Rhabditidae. The coding region runs from base 1 to 132 and encodes 43 amino acids. The transcript has a single exon. The record is from RefSeq and is a predicted model, not a curated record.
AUGGUUCUAGAUAAUGAGAGGGAUUUUGGGGGCGUGGCUAAUAGGCAUGAGCGAGAGAGUGAGAGAUGGAGACACAGCGAAAAGCCACGUUUGGGGAGACAAUUCGUGGUGUUUUCAUGCAAGCCAAAUUGA